Messenger RNA from Microcebus murinus (gray mouse lemur), 621 nucleotides. RefSeq names its product cytochrome c, somatic. Lineage: Eukaryota; Metazoa; Chordata; Mammalia; Primates; Cheirogaleidae. Gene Ontology annotation, molecular function: heme binding; electron transfer activity. The record is from RefSeq and is a predicted model, not a curated record.
AGAGCGGGACGUCUGGCUUCUGACUGGGAAUCUUCCUGUCGUCAGCAACCAAAGAGAGAAUUAAAUAUGGGUGAUGUUGAGAAAGGCAAGAAGAUUUUUGUUCAGAAGUGUGCCCAGUGCCACACUGUGGAAAAGGGAGGCAAGCACAAGACUGGGCCAAAUCUCCAUGGUCUCUUUGGGAGAAAGACAGGUCAGGCUGCUGGAUUCUCUUACACAGACGCCAAUAAGAACAAAGGCAUCACCUGGGGAGAGGACACACUGAUGGAGUAUUUAGAGAAUCCCAAGAAGUACAUCCCUGGAACAAAAAUGAUCUUCGCCGGCAUUAAGAAGAAGGGAGAAAGGGCAGACUUGAUAGCUUAUCUCAAAAAAGCCACUAAUGAGUAAUAAUUGGCCACUGCCUUAUUUAUUACAAACCAGAAAUAUCUCAUAACUUUUUUUAUGUGUACCAUAAUUUAAUUGGUCUCAUACACCAGAAUUCAGAUCAUGAAAGAGUGACAAGAAUAUUUUUGUUGGACAGUCCUGAUUUAACUAAGACUGGCUUGUGGUUAAUUCGGUUUUUUGAAUUCUGAUAGUAAUUCCAAUACAGUAAAUGCUAUCACUGUUUUCCCCCCUUCUGAAGAU